Molecule: messenger RNA, 1107 nt
Organism: Guillardia theta CCMP2712
Lineage: Eukaryota; Cryptophyceae; Pyrenomonadales; Geminigeraceae
Exons: 10
Coding region: 1-1107 (368 amino acids)
Biological process (GO): phosphatidylinositol phosphate biosynthetic process; phosphatidylinositol-mediated signaling
Cellular component (GO): membrane; cytoplasm
Molecular function (GO): 1-phosphatidylinositol 4-kinase activity
Source: RefSeq, a predicted model, not a curated record
AUGCCUGACAGGACGACAGGCGAGUCAUGGCAGCAACUGGAAGAGAGGAUCCGCUCGAGCAGCCCUCAUGGCUCCAAACCUGGAUGGAAGUUGAUCUCAGUCAUUGUCAAGAGCAGGGACGAUCUGCGCCAGGAACAGUUUGCUGUGCAGCUGAUCACUCUCUUCCAACAAAUCUUCAAGAAGGCCAAUCUCCCGGUCUGGCUUCAGCCCUAUCAAGUCCUCGCAACGUCUGCCGAUGCUGGGCUCAUUCAGGUUGUCAAUGACACUGUCAGCCUGCACGGGCUGAAGAAGAAGCUGAGCGGGGGAGAAAGAGGAGCGAAGCAUACGAGCUUGAGCAGCUACUUUGAGCAGAGGUGCGAGCCAACGCGAGGAGUCCUUGCGAGGACCCGCGAGAAUUUUAUGCUUUCGCUUGCUGCCUACUCCGUAGUUUGCUACCUUCUGCAGAUCAAAGACCGGCACAAUGGCAACAUACUCAUAGACAACGCUGGCCACGUGGUCCACAUAGACUAUGGCUUUAUGCUCUCAAACUCUCCGGGAAACAUCGGGUUCGAGAAGGCGGCUUUCAAACUGACCAGGGAGAUGGUGGACGUGAUGGGAGGAGAAGGAGGAAGACUGUUCGAGGAGUUCAAGAACAUGUGCGUCAUGUGCUAUCUGGAAGCAAGGAAACACGCGCACCAGAUUCUCAUGAUGGUCGAGAUAACUCGAGCGGGUCAACCUGACCUUCCCUGCUUCACCAGCAGGACGGUGCUGGAGGAGAUGCAGGAGCGAUUCAAGUUGGGCCUGAACAGGAAGGCAGCUGCGAGUUUCUUCGAAUCGUUGAUUCACGAGGCAUGCCUUCUGCCCUACCUGCUCCUGCUCCUCGUUCUGCUCCUGCUCCUGCUCUUUCUUCUUUUUCCUUGCUCGUUUCCGCCUCUGACCAGCGGGCAGGCGAUCGAUCACUGGUGUACACGUCAGGUAGGAGCAUGCCGCCGCUUUUCUGCUCCUCCCCCUUCUCUCCUGCGCUUCUCGUCGCCUCCUCAUCCUGUUCUGCAAACCUUCUUUCCCCUCUCAUUUUCUGGUUUGCAGUAUGACAAGUUCCAGUGGCUCACAAACGGGAUCAUGAGCUGA